GAUAGACUUAAGACAAGUUGCAGGAGUUCGAACAGUUCAUCAGGUGAUUGUAAACACAGUGGCCGUCACCGCCUCCUUCUCUUAUUUACUGAUAAAAAAAAAGGUUUGGUGGCUGUAUUCAGGAGCAGUUUUGUGCAAGUCUUCACUAAAUGGCUGAUCAGGCUGACAGCAUGGUUUCGCCAAUGGAUGACCAAGAUAAGCUCCUCGACGAAGCAAUGGGAGCAGUUCGAGGUCAGGCAUUUCAAAUGAAACGAUGUUUGGAUAAAGGUCGAUUAAUGGAUGGACUAAAGCAUGCAUCAAACAUGCUUGGAGAACUGAGGACAUCACUUCUUUCUCCUAAAACAUAUUAUGAACUCUACAUGUGCAUUUGUGACGAACUACGACACUUGGAAAUGUACCUUAUUGAUGAGUUUCAAAAAGGGCAGCGUGUAGCAGACCUAUAUGAGCUGGUUCAGUAUGCUGGCAAUAUUGUUCCUAGACUAUAUCUGCUAAUAACAGUUGGUCUGGUAUAUAUAAAAACAAAUGAAACCUGCAAACGUGACAUCUUGAAGGAUCUGGUUGAGAUGUGCCGAGGAGUUCAGCAUCCCCUUCGUGGACUGUUCUUGAGGAAUUACCUUCUUCAGUGCAGUCGUAAUAUUUUGCCAGACAUUGAUGACCCUCCUGCUGGACACAACCCAGAAGAAUAUCCAUCAGGUUCUAUCUCAGAUAGUGUUGACUUUAUCUUGAUGAACUUCGCUGAGAUGAACAAGUUAUGGGUGAGGAUGCAGCACCAGGGACAUUCCCGAGACAAAGAAAAAAGGGAGCGCGAGAGGCAGGAGUUGCGCAUCUUAGUGGGCACUAACCUGGUUCGCUUGUCUCAACUUGAGUUUGUUGAUGUGCAGAGAUAUAAGAGGAUGGUUCUUCCGGGGAUCUUGGAACAAGCUGUUAGCUGCCGUGAUCCACUUUCUCAAGAAUAUUUGAUGGAGUGCAUCAUUCAGGUGUUCCCAGAUGAGUUUCACCUUCAGACACUUAGUGCAUUUCUGAAAGCCUGUGCUGAGCUCCAUGCUGAAGUCAAUGUCAAGAAUAUCAUCAUCUCUCUUAUUGAUCGUCUGGCUAACUUUGCUCAUCGCGAAGAUGGAACUGGAAUCCCCGAUGAUAUCAAGUUAUUUGAGAUCUUCUCGGAGCAAGUAUCUCAAGUUAUUAAGUCGCGACCCGAUAUGCCCAUGGAGGACACUGUUAGCUUACAGGUGUCACUAGUCAAUUUGGCUCAGAAGUGCUAUCCAGAUGAAAUAGAAUAUGUUGACAAAGUGUUACAGAACACAUUGGAAGUGUUCCAGAAAUUAAAUAUUGAUAAGUAAGUAAAUGUUAUUCUC
Messenger RNA from Cherax quadricarinatus, 1352 nucleotides. The record is from RefSeq and is a predicted model, not a curated record. Lineage: Eukaryota; Metazoa; Arthropoda; Malacostraca; Decapoda; Parastacidae.